Gopherus evgoodei (Goodes thornscrub tortoise) is the source of this 690-nucleotide messenger RNA. RefSeq names its product olfactory receptor 52R1-like. The transcript has a single exon. NCBI's taxonomy places the organism in Eukaryota, Metazoa, Chordata, Testudines, Testudinidae. Gene Ontology annotation, cellular component: membrane. Gene Ontology annotation, biological process: G protein-coupled receptor signaling pathway. The coding region runs from base 1 to 690 and encodes 229 amino acids. The record is from RefSeq and is a predicted model, not a curated record. Gene Ontology annotation, molecular function: olfactory receptor activity; G protein-coupled receptor activity.
AUGUACAUCAUAGCUGUCUCGAGGAUCCUCACCAUCCUGUUCAUCAUAAAGAGGGAGAGGAGCUUCCAUGCCCCCAUGUACUAUUUCCUUUGCAUGCUGGCCAUCACCAACCUGGUGUUGUCUACAUCCAUGCUGCCCAAAAUGCUGAGCACCUUCUGGUUCAAUUCGAGGGAGAUCGAUUUCAGUGCCAGCCUCACCGAGAUGUACUUCAUUCACUUGUUCUCGGUGAUGGAGUCUGGGAUCCUCAUGGCCAUGGGUUUUGAUCGCUAUGUGGCCAUCUGUGAUCCCCUCAGACAUUGCACUGUCCUGGCAUACCACAUGGUGGCCAAGAUUGACUUGGCUGUGGUGCUGCUUGGUGGCAUGAUCAUACUGCCUUAUCUCAUCCUGACAAGGCAGUGGCCAUAUUCUGAAACCAACAUCAUACCCGAUACAUACUGUGCACAUACAGCUGUGGUGAAGCUGGCAUGCGCUGAUACCUGCAUCAGUAGUUAUUAUGGCCUCUUUGUGCUAUUCUUUGUAAAGGGUCUGAAUAUGUUUUUUGUUGCCUUGUCCUAUACCCAGAUCCUCAGGGCCAUCUUCAGCUUCCUGACAAAGGAUGCCUGGCUCAAGACCUUUGGGACCUGCAGCUCCCACCUCUGUUCCAUCUUAGCCUUUUUCAUUUCAGCUCUCUUCUCCUCCCUCACAUACUGA